Penaeus indicus is the source of this 1597-nucleotide messenger RNA. RefSeq names its product delta(3,5)-Delta(2,4)-dienoyl-CoA isomerase, mitochondrial-like. NCBI's taxonomy places the organism in Eukaryota, Metazoa, Arthropoda, Malacostraca, Decapoda, Penaeidae. Gene Ontology annotation, cellular component: mitochondrion. Gene Ontology annotation, molecular function: delta(3,5)-delta(2,4)-dienoyl-CoA isomerase activity. The transcript has 7 exons. The record is from RefSeq and is a predicted model, not a curated record. The coding region runs from base 115 to 1029 and encodes 304 amino acids.
AUUGAUAUUAAUUUUAUGUAAAUAUUUAUACACUCGCUCCUUUGCCCCACUUGGACCCACUUAGGUCGGUGCCGAAGGUCGAAGUACACUCGCUAAUCUCUUCACUGUCCCGAGAUGCUCAGUUCCAGGAUUCUUUCGGGCUUAACACGGAUUCGUCCAGCACUGACAAGCAUCCGGACAAUGGCAGCAGCAGCAGAGGGUUACACGUUUGAGACCCUUGCGGUUUCUUCACCUCGAGAAAAUGUCUUCCUAGUUGAACUCAACCGCCCAGAUAAAUUAAAUGCCAUGAAUGGCACAAUGUGGAAAGAUAUUGGACAGUGUUUCAACAAGCUCGGGGAAGACGCAGACUGUAGAGCUAUUGUUCUGAGUGGAAGUGGACGGCUCUUCACCUCAGGCCUUGACCUAAGUGACAUGACAGGGAUAGUAUCAUUAGUGAUGGGGGAUGAUGAUGUUGCUCGGAAGUGUCGUUCUCUGCAUCACCUCAUCAAAGAAUUCCAAGAUGCAUUUUCUUCACUAGAAACGUGUCCGAAACCAGUAAUUGCUGCAGUACAUAAUGCUUGUGUUGGUGGUGGUGUGGACCUCAUCUGCUCAGCCGACAUUCGCUACUGUACAUCUGACUCGUGGUUCCAAAUUAAGGAGGUUGAACUCGGCCUGGCAGCAGAUGUUGGAACACUGCAGCGCCUUCCCAAGAUCAUUGGCAACCAAAGUCUUGUCCGGGAAUUGGCAUUCUCUGCAAGGAAGAUGUUCUCAGAAGAGGCAUUGCAGAGCGGUUUUGUUUCUAGGAUCUUCUCUGAUAAGCAGAGUGUACUAAAUGGGGCACUUGAUAUGGCAACAACAAUUGCCAGCUUGUCUCCAGUCGCUGUCCAGAACACGAAAACAACAUUGAUCCACGCUCGUGACCACACCGUUCAGGAGGGUUUGGACUAUGUGGCUAUGCUAAACAUGGUGAUGCUACAGAGUGAAGACCUUCGCUUAGCUGCGAUGGCAAUGAUGAACAAACAGAAGAAAGCUACAUUUGCCAAACUUUAGAAGAAAUGAAUACAAGUUGACAUGAUAGGAAUUCAGAGAGCUGAUGAUUAUUGGUAUGAGAACUUUAAUAUUAUCUAGGUAAAAGUUCAGGGUAAAAAAAAAAUUGGCGACUAACUGAUAUAUUCUGUGGAAAAGAAGUAUGAUAAUGAUAAAAGCAUUAAUAAUGAUAAUAAUUGUAACAGAAAUAAAACCAUUUUUGGUAACAAAGUACUUCUGAAAUAAUCUAUGUAUAAACAAAAUUGACAAACAAACUACCGUGCAUGUUAUAUACCUGACACUAGUGGGUCAGUGGUAAGUAACAAAUUUUGUGUACUGAUGACAUACUCAUAUGUUUAUUGUAUUCUUAUAAUCUAUUUAAUGUCCUGGAAGAGGUUGUUUUAAGAUUAUAUUACAUGUCUUUGGUGCUCAGCUUGACAUGAACUCAAGUGCACUAAAUAUAAAGUGCUCUUCUAAACAAUGCAAGUUUUUAUAAGGUUAGUUUGUAUAUAUAUAUAUAUAAGAGUUUCUAUCAGAUUUGUGUGUACUUGAUUUUCAUUAUAGAGAUAAUACAAUAAAGAUAUAAUUUCUG